This is a messenger RNA of Brassica oleracea var. oleracea, 531 nucleotides long. RefSeq names its product putative ammonium transporter 1 member 5. Gene Ontology annotation, molecular function: ammonium channel activity. Lineage: Eukaryota; Viridiplantae; Streptophyta; Magnoliopsida; Brassicales; Brassicaceae. Bases 94 to 531 code for a protein of 145 amino acids. The record is from RefSeq and is a predicted model, not a curated record. Gene Ontology annotation, cellular component: membrane. Gene Ontology annotation, biological process: ammonium transmembrane transport; ammonium homeostasis. The transcript has a single exon.
UCAACCCUAAGCAUCCUCUUCAUUCUUUUAAUAGAUACAAGAGACAACAAUUUUUCUUAUUCGAAUCUUGCUUUCCUUCUAAGGUCUCUCAACAUGUCUGGAGCUAUAACAUGCUCCGCAGCCGAACUCUCCGCUCUGCUCGGCCCCAACGCCACGGCCGCGGCUAACUACAUCUGCGGCCAACUAGGCACCGUCAACAACAAGUUCACCGAUGCAGCCUACGCUAUAGACAACACCUACCUCCUUUUCUCAGCUUAUCUCGUCUUCGCCAUGCAGCUCGGCUUCGCUAUGCUAUGUGCUGGCUCCGUUAGAGCCAAGAAUACAAUGAACAUCAUGCUCACCAAUGUCCUUGACGCUGCAGCCGGAGGAAUCUCUUACUAUCUCUUUGGUUACGCCUUUGCUUUUGGCGAGUCCUCCGGUGGAUUCAUUGGAAUACACAACUCUGCCACGCUCGCACACCGGAGACGACUCCGGAUCCACACUUUACCGGUGAAAACGGAAGGCGCACGUAGCUCGACACCGAGUAAAUGA